Hyla sarda is the source of this 3236-nucleotide messenger RNA. RefSeq names its product calpain 5 (gene CAPN5). Gene Ontology annotation, biological process: proteolysis. The record is from RefSeq and is a predicted model, not a curated record. The coding region runs from base 79 to 2037 and encodes 652 amino acids. The transcript has 13 exons. NCBI's taxonomy places the organism in Eukaryota, Metazoa, Chordata, Amphibia, Anura, Hylidae. Gene Ontology annotation, cellular component: cytoplasm. Gene Ontology annotation, molecular function: calcium-dependent cysteine-type endopeptidase activity.
UAUACAGUGAUUUAGGUUUUUGAUGCUCCGGGCGGUCCCGUACUGUAAGGAAUCCAUCUUAUGUAACAUCACCUGUACAUGUUUACUUAUGAGGUGAUCGUAUGCAGAAUGUUUUCAUCGGUGACAACAUUUGGGAACCAGCAGUUUUACGCCCUAAAGAAAGAAUGCCAGAGGAAAAAGGAGCUCUUUGAAGACCCCCUCUUCCCUCCCAACAAUGAUUCCCUGUUCUUCAAGACUCAGCGGGUGCAAGGAGUGCAGUGGAAGCGGCCGAAAGAUUUCUGCUCGGACCCCCAUCUUUUUGUGGAUGGCAUCAGUGCACACGACUUACACCAGGGUCAGGUGGGAAACUGCUGGUUCGUGGCCGCCUGUUCCUCUCUCGCCUCAAGGGAGCCUCUAUGGCAGAAGGUCAUUCCCAACUGGAAGGAGCAGGAGUGGAAUUCGGAGAAGCCGGAGAACUAUGCCGGGAUCUUUCACUUUCACUUCUGGCGCUUCGGGCAGUGGGUGGACGUGGUGAUCGACGACCGCCUCCCGACCGUCAAUAACCAGCUGAUCUAUUGUCACUCCAAUGAUAUGAAUGAGAUGUGGUGCGCCCUGGUGGAGAAAGCUUAUGCCAAAUUAGUCGGGUGUUAUGAGGCCCUCGAUGGAGGAAACACGGCGGACGCCCUGGUGGAUUUCACCGGUGGGGUGUCAGAGCCCAUAGAGCUCUCCGAAGGGGAUUACAUCAAUGAUGAGAACAAGAGGAAUGACCUUUUUGAGAGAGUCCUGAAGGUUCAUAACAGAGGAGGACUGAUCAGCUCCUCUAUCAAGGCAACUUCAGCUGAAGAGAUGGAAGCUCGGUUGGCUUGCGGCCUGGUAAAGGGCCAUGCCUAUGCUGUCACAGAUGUUCGCAAAGUGCGACUGGGUCAUGGAUUGCUCGCGUUCUUUAAGUCUGAGAAGCUGGAUAUGAUCAGAAUGCGUAAUCCAUGGGGGGAACGAGAAUGGAACGGACCCUGGAGCGACAGUUCAGAAGAAUGGCAGAAAGUAAGCAAAAGUGAAAGAGAGAAGCUCGGGGUGACUGUGGAGGAUGAUGGAGAAUUCUGGAUGACUUUUGAAGAUUUUUGCAAGUAUUUCACAGAUAUCAUUAUGUGCCGACUUAUAAAUACCUCUUACUUGAGUAUUCACAAGACCUGGGAAGAGUCAGUGCUGCGGGGGGCUUGGAUCAAGCAUGACGACCCACUACAGAACCGGUCAGGGGGCUGCCUCAAUUACAAGGACACCUAUCUCCAAAACCCACAGUUUGUAUUUGACGUGAAGAAGCCUGAAGAUGAGAUUAUGAUUAACAUUCAGCAGAAAACCAAAAGGACGACUCGGAAAGACGGGAAAGCAGAGAAUCUGGCCAUAGGGUUUGUUAUUCACCGGGUGGAGCUGAACCGCAAGUAUCGGAUGCACACGCUGCAGUCAAAAGUGUCAAGUUCCAUAUACAUCAACUCUCGCAGCGUUUUCCUCAAGACAGAUAUGAAGGAGGGCCGAUACGUUAUCAUUCCCACCACCUUUGAGCCUGGUUUAACCGGAGAUUUCCUCCUCCGUGUGUACAGUGAUGUGCCUUCAAAUUGCUGUGAGCUGACCGUGGAUGAGCCUCAGAAGACGUGCUGGUCAGGGAUGUGCGGGUUUCCUCAGGUGGUCUCUCAGGUACACGUGGUCAGCGCUGCAGGACUCAAACAGCAGGACUCUCAGGGAGGCGCUGACCCGUACGUCAUUAUUAGCUGUGAAGGAACGAAGGUCCAGUCCCCGGUGGUGAAGGACACGCUGACUCCUCAAUUCGACGUGAAGGGCUUGUUCUACCGAAAGAAGCCGGGACAACCCAUCAUCGUCCAGGUUUGGAAUCACAACGUGAUCAAAGAUGAAUUCAUGGGUCAGGUGGUCCUGACGGCCGAAUCGGACAACCAGCCGUCCCAGCACAGCCUGCCCCUCCAGGACAAGGGCAACAAGAGUAACCCCCUGUUGGCCGGUUCCAUCCAGCUGGUUCUAUUCACCAGCAACAACCUGUCCGGGAUCUAAGCGUUCAUUCCGAUAUUGCCAUUAACCACCGGACGGUGACCAAACCCGGCGGGCGACCUUUUAACCUCCUGUCAGCCAUUGUGGCCUGUAUUUCCUAGAUAAGACUUAUAAUAUCCGUAUGUAUUCCGCCGCGGUGGUGGUGGUGGUGGUGACCGCUGUGCCGCGCGCUGCAUGUAGUAUGUGACUUUUAUAGCCAAAAAAAUUACAGGGAACCAGGAAUCGAAUUUUCACUUGUGUCCGAUGUUUCAUGUACCCGUAUAUAUAGAAAUAUAUAUAUAUAUAUAUAUAUAUAUAUAUAUAUAUAUAUAUAUAACCGAUAGGAUAAGCGGUGCCAUUUCAGAUUUCUUAUUGACCUCUAUAGUAUCAUAUACCCAGGAAUGGGGGACGGAUGUGCCAUUGUUCUGUAGAGAUGCCUCAGAGGUGAAGAUAAAGGGGUUCUCCGCUGGUCAUGUGACUAAAGAAACCCUAUGCCAUAUAAAGACCGGCCAAAUGCUGCUUGCCAUGUAUCUAGCUGUAGGAGAGAAUCCCUUUAAAGGGGAUUCCGGUUUCAUCUAAGUAAAGCUAUAUCAAAACUUCUGCUUGCUGUCAGUGAGUGGAAACCCAUGCAGACCUGAAGUAUCUCGCAGCUGAGGGUUUGCUACAAUUUUUCUCAGUCAAGACCAGUGCUUUUCCCAACAGGUGUGCCUCCAGCUGUUGCAAAACUACAACUCCCAGCAUGCCCGGACAGCCUUCAGCUGUCCGGGCAUGCUGGGAGUUGUAGUUUUGCAACAGUUUGCAAACGCUGGUCUAGUCAGAACUUGAUAAUCGCGUGGAUUUAUUAAAAGAUGCGCAACGAGGGGAAAGGACACGCAUCAAUGAAAUUCCGAACAUAGGGAGCGAAGUAUACUAGAGCAGUUUUUUUUGCAAACAAAUAAUUUUUACGUAGAGGGGGGUGUGGCUUUGUGGGCGCAAUUGAAUGUGAUGUGUUUAUCAUCUAAGUGCAGAAAAAGAAGAGAAAGCGAGCGCAAACUCAAGGAAAAAAAAUAGCGAAAUAAGGACAAUAAGAAAUAAGGUGCAACCAUUUGACACAACAAAAAAAUGUGCAAAAACAAUGAUAAAUUCACUCAAAGUAAUCUGGAAAUUAAAGGGGUACUCCGGUGGAAAACUUUUUUUUAUUUUGUAUUUUUUUUUUUAUCAACUGCUGACAGAAAGUUAAACAG